Molecule: messenger RNA, 10298 nt
Organism: Macrobrachium nipponense
Lineage: Eukaryota; Metazoa; Arthropoda; Malacostraca; Decapoda; Palaemonidae
Gene: DAT
Product: sodium-dependent dopamine transporter-like
Exons: 14
Coding region: 701-2566 (621 amino acids)
Biological process (GO): dopamine uptake involved in synaptic transmission; sodium ion transmembrane transport
Cellular component (GO): presynaptic membrane; plasma membrane; neuronal cell body membrane
Molecular function (GO): dopamine:sodium symporter activity
Source: RefSeq, a predicted model, not a curated record
CAGGCGAGGGUCGGUCAGUGGCACCCGGAGGUGACUGUGGCAGUAGUGGCUGACCCUCUGCGACGCUGUGGAUGGGACAGUGCGACUCCAGCUUUUCCCUGCUGAUCGCGCUGUGGAACGUGGUGACCCCACUGUUGGUGUGGGUCUCCUGUUGGCGCUCUUCUGCUGCUGCUGCUGCUGCUGCUGCCCACAACCACCUCACGCCCACACCACCCGCGCCUUAACCCGAUCCCCACACCACCCACGGCUGCCCAGGAGGUCCCCCAUCCCCUCAGACGGCUGCGUCUUUUCCAUUUCUAAAAACUUCAUCUAAAGCUCCAAGUUUCUGUUCUCUUCAGGUCCUCUGCUUCUUCUUACAUUGGGGUUGAAAGCCCCAGUUCGGAAAACCUCACCAGGGGAACCUCGAGUGCGGGAGAGGAACCCAAAGGGUGGCUCGUGGGUGGUGUGGGUGCGGUGUGGGCCUCGGCUGGUGAGGAUGGGCGAGCAGCGUGCGUUGAAGGCGUCCGUCAUCACCAGCCAAUGGGGAACUCUGAAGAUCGCCCUUGGGCUCCACAUCAGAGUAGCUGCUGCCUUUUCAAGCCCUUAGGAUAGCCUAUAUGCACGUCGCUAGGAAAACGGCAGGAUCACGUAAGGACUCUGCCCUUAAGCUGUUAAAACCGGGCUUGUAGAACCCCUCACCCGAAAGGCGUCGAGGCCCAAAAUGGCGUGCGGGAACAAGAAAUCCGCGGUGCCCUGCAGUGGACGCGGGGACACCGCUGCCCCAGGGGGUGAGACAGGGGUGGCCACCACUGAAGGGGAGGAGAGAGAGACCUGGGGUAAGAAGGUCGAUUUUCUGCUGUCCGUCAUAGGCUUUGCUGUCGAUCUGGCAAAUGUCUGGAGGUUUCCCUACUUGUGUUACAAGAAUGGCGGAGGAGCGUUCCUUCUCCCCUACUGUGUGAUGUUAGUGCUGGGCGGCAUCCCUCUCUUCUUCAUGGAAUUGGCCCUUGGACAGUACAACCGAAAAGGCGCCAUCACUUGCUGGGGGAGGCUGGUGCCACUUUUCAAGGGAGUGGGGUUCCAGGUUGUCUGCAUCGCCUUCUACGUCGAUUUCUUCUACAACGUCAUCUUGGCCUGGAGUCUACGAUUCUUCUUCGCAUCUUUCACCUCAGAAUUACCAUGGUUCACUUGUAACAACCCUUGGAACACACCCAACUGCAGAGAGAUCGGAAGCAACAAAGGACCCAUCCAAACCUACGCCAAUGAAUCCUACGGUAACAAUUCACUCAUGUCGGCCAUUCACGACGAUCUGGAACCCAACGAGACAACGACGCCAGCGCAAGAAUACUGGAAACGAGAGGUCCUUCAGUUACAAGGAAGUUCCGGCAUCUCCGACCUCGGUCAUAUCAAGUUGGACUUAGCCCUGUGUCUCCUGGCUGUCUACAUCAUCUGUUACUUCUCCCUCUGGAAAGGCAUUUCCACUUCCGGCAAGGUGGUAUGGUUCACAGCCGUGUUCCCUUACGUCGUCCUUUUCAUCUUACUCAUCCGAGGUGUGACGUUACCUGGAGCAGCCGAGGGUAUCAAGUACUACCUUCAGCCGGAUUUCUCCAUGAUAAUGUCAGCUGAGGUUUGGGUGGAUGCUGCGACACAGAUCUUCUUCAGCUUGGGACCAGGAUUUGGCGUUCUGUUAGCUUUCGCUUCGUAUAACAAAUUUCACAACAACGUUUACAAAGAUGCCAUGGCCACCAGCAUCAUCAACUGCUGCACAAGUUUCAUCUCCGGAUUCGUGAUCUUCUCCGUUUUGGGCUACAUGAGCCACAAGAGCGGGAAACCCAUCUCGGAAGUGGUUGACGAGGGCCCUGGCUUGGUCUUCGUGGUUUACCCGGAGGCCAUUGCCACAAUGCCUGGUUCCACCUUCUGGGCCAUCAUCUUCUUCAUGAUGCUGCUGACUUUGGGCCUGGAUUCAUCUUUUGGAGGGUCCGAAGCCGUCAUCACAGCCCUGAGCGACGAGUUCCCCAUCAUCGGUCGCAACAGAAAAGUCUUCGUGGCCAUUCUGUUCACCGUCGACUUCUUCGUGGGGCUCGCUUGCUGCACGCAGGGCGGAUUCUACGUCUUCAGGGUCUUAGAUAGGUAUGCCGCUGGUUACUCCAUCCUCUUCGCCGUCUUCUGCGAGGCCAUCGCCGUUUCUUGGAUCUACGGAAUUGCCAGACUCUGCGAUGAUAUUCGGGAAAUGAUUGGCUUUGCACCUGGUUUCUAUUGGAGGACAUGUCUCCAGUUCUUCGCGCCUAUUUUCAUUGGGAUAAUCAUCAUCUACGGCUUAUGUAACAACACUUCGCUAUCAUCUGAGAACCCAGAAGUCUAUCCUUGGUGGACUGAUGUCAUAGGAUGGACUAUGGCAGGUUCAUCCAUGAUUAUGAUUCCGUUUGUCGCCAUCUAUAAAUUCGCCAAUACACCCGGGUCGGCUAAGCAGCGUCUCCGUACGUUGACAACGCCAUGGAGGGACCAACAAGUGUCGGUUGGAAACGGCGUCAGGACAGAGACCAAUCAGAUCAUCUUAAACACGGACACACCGGCACCGGAUGCAGUCUAGGAGUCCUAACCAACCAAUCAGCCCAGAGAAAACAAAAAGCAGAUUUGUGACUUUAUGGUAGACGAAAUAAGAAGGCCAAAAAUACCUUGACUAAUCCACGCAAAGGUAUUCAAAUCGAUAAGCAGAAACAAUAAAAAAAAAAAUUAUCUCAAAAUAUUAACUACCAAAUAAUAAGUCACUUUCUCCCCAGUCUAUGCUAAAACGUAUCAUCACAACUCUGUUUGCCUGGAAAUAACGGGACUAAAUAACUUGAGAAAAAGUCUGGAUGAAUAACCCUCUUUCGACACGCACCUAACCUUCCAUAGUCUUCGCUGAAAACGUUGAUUUUCUUAAACCUCUUUAGACGUUCUUACUACUUUCUUUCCAAGGAUUCAUUAGAUGCUUGUGGCCCCUCCCAAGGCCACUGGACUUCCCGAAAGCCCCAGGGGAAAGCAAGCAUCUAGUCACCGCCUGCCCAAAAAACAUUCGCAGAGUUGUACGCACAUCAUCACAGAGCCGCUUCAUUCAUGGAGUGCGCGCGUAUGUGUGUGUACUUAACUGAAGAGCCUUUGUAAAGAGAUAAUAAACACUUGUGGAUAUAUUACGACAGCUUUUAGCCUUUCAGAAGCUUUGAAGAUGUCUACCUAGAUAAGAAACAGUUUUACUUGUGAGCCUUCGCCUGGCUUCGAAGCGCUUAAGGUACUUCAGGCUCUGAGACCUUUAUGAUUAGCGACCUGUUGUCACCUGUAGUAAAUGAUACUGCGAAAUAAGCACAAUAGUCUAACUUCCGAAAGGCUUAAAAAUGUUCCAAUAGUUUUGUAUCUAUCCUUGUGACGAAUUUUAUGUACAAAUUCCUUGGUGUGCAUAUGAACGUAUGCGUGUGGGUGUGAUAGUACACUUGUAUGUGGGGUUUUAUUGGUUUUAAUCAAACUUCGAUGUUCUUAGCUUAGAUUUUUCAUUUCUGGAAGUGUACCUAUUCCAAGUCUUUUCAGCAAUGAAAGAACUGAGGGAUAAUACAGUGUCCUUUGUUUUUUUGUGGAAUUAGACGUCAAGUGUCGUGAAUUUUAAUGUUACUGGGUAUAAACGAUAACGAUUAAUAUUGCGGAUACCGCCUGUGUCUGCCUGUUAUAACCUUCGCCGCACUCUGUAGUGGCAUUUUGAACACAGGCGUACCCAACGCGUUUGAAUAUUGACGUGUUUUGGUUCCAAAAUGUACGUUAGGUAUUUGUCUGUAGGUUAGGAUAUUGGUAAGUAUACGCAAACAGACUUACGAAUACUUCCCCUUGAUCAUUCUAGAUUUCAGCGCUGUAUUUCCACUACAGUUGACUGAACGUUGUAAACAUUAAUAGAUAAAACCAUCCAAAUACGCGUAGGUUUGAUAAUCAAGUCUGACAUGAAAUGUAAAUUUCCUGUAAUGCAUUCAUUAACAUAUAGCAUAAGUUUUGUUCUGCUUUACUCGAAACACGCGUCAUGUAUCCAGAUUUUCAUUCCAAAUAUGUUUAUACAGUGAUAGUUGUCGAAUAAUUAAGGAACUUUGUUUGUCACUUCACCAGUGGUAAGUCAGCUCUAGCUCCUCGUUUUCUUUGACGAACGAAAAACUCUAUUAGAGGAGCAGAGAUACUUUUGUUAGUGCUCGUGGUUUCAUUGGCAUCUUAAGCUUAACAUUUCAUGCAUCCAAGAAGUUAAUAUCAAAAUUAAGCGUCUUACUUGAAACCUAACGACAUAUUUCCUUCCUAGUGAGACCAAAAUUAUGUUUAUUUUUUAUUUUAUUUUAUUUUAUUAUUAUUAUUAUUAUUAUUAUUUUGCAUUCUCCUAUUGAACAGACAAUACAACAAAAUAUUCAAAUACUAAAAGUCUUGGUCACUGCAAACAUUUCAUCAUUUUCAACUGCAUUCUCAGUAACACUUAAGAUCUGAUAUCAAAAUAGAGUUAUGAGACAAUAAUAAAGAUGCACUGAUAUACAGCGCGAAAACAAUUGCUGUGUAUGAUAGGUGAGACAUCCUUAAUUAAGUGGUUUAAAUAAUUUUCAGUUUAUUAUCCCUGUAUAUAUGUAAACAUUCCAAGAAUUCUCGUGCCAAAGAAACUCCGGAUAGUACUUUUAAAUACUAGCAUAGGUGGUAGGAGUUAACUUUGACUAUGUUUUCUAUUUAUAGCUCGUAACUUGUAUCAUCUAAAAGCUCGUCUCUUUUUAUGAGAACAGCCGUCACAGCACUGAAGGCUUUGCGAGAGAAUGGAAGGAAGGGCUGUGCACAAGAGAAGGUCUGGUGACAUAUUCAAGACAAAAUGGUUAACAGUACGAGCUAUGUCAAUAUAAUUCAGUGCUGCUUUGUUGGUAGUAGAAUCUUAGCGAUCUUAGGAAAAGCAAAGAAAAUGUCUGGAGGAUCCCAGGACUGUGUGCUGUCAUUAGGAGAAUAUAGAAUCUAUUUUGGUGUAUGUUGGUUAUAAACUAAGUAAACUCGUUAGUCAUGUUAUAGCAUUUUAGUCCUUAUAGAGUGAGUGCUUGUGUUGCGUGAAGCGUGCUGCAACCGCUCUAACUUUUUUUUCUUUUAUCCUAUAGAAGAAAAGUAGUUUCUUGUAUUUGUGGCAGAUGAAGAAUCAUAACAGUAAAAUCAGUAUUACCUCAGUACGUACGUUACAUGCACAAGCAAGGUGACUGGUGUUCGGUCCUUGUUUGGCGGUGCAACAGCGCUUAAACCACUCAACCAUUCAGUUUGCACCAAGUGUGCAAAUUGUUAGCAAAUUCAGUUAUUCCGCUGGUAUGUGAAUAAUAGUGCCCGCUUUUAAGAAAUGAAAUGCUGGCAUCCACUUUUUCUCCCUAAGAAACAUACCAAAUUUUGGGAAGUAGAAUAUGCUGGUACAUUAUAUUUUUCAGUCCUUUCCUCACGAGUUGAAAAGUGUCGAGUUGAUGUUCCAGGGACUGUGGCACAACAAGAAACACGAGUGGAAACUUGCAACAACAAAAAUGCUUCUGAGACAUAUAACAGUCAACGUUGUGAGGCUCCUUAUGAAUAUUUUAAGAAUUGAUAAAUGAAAUGUCCACAAUUAAAAAUGAAGAUCUUUCUAAUCGCAAACUUUCACUUACUUGCGAAGGGGCAAUGAGGUAACUCUCUCUCUCUCUCUCUCUCUCUCUCUCUCUCUCUCUCUCUCUCUCUCUAUCUCUCUCUCUCUCUCUCUCUCUCUGUGGCUGCUGUGAAGCGUCUCGUGUAAGUAAAAUCUAGAAUAUAAAGAAAUCUCCUUGUAUCUGAAACACAGCCGGUAUGACUGGUCCCUUUGUGGUAGAGUUUAAGGAAUUGCUUAUUAUAUCAAACAUAUAUGCAUGGACACGUAGACGAAUAUAUUUGUAUACAUGAAUUGUGUAAAUAUGCGGACAUAAACAAUUACUUAGAUAUUUUGAUUGUAUACUCUAUGCAUGUCACUCUAGUAAUUGACUUACGUAUAUUACAUGAAAAAAAUAGUCUCUCUCUCUCUCUCUCUCUCUCUCUCUCUCUCUCUGAGUGUGUGUGUGUAUGUACAUAUUUAUAUAGUUUUAAUUAUACUUUUUAUCUAAAUAUCCACUGUCAUGCACAGGGCAGAGAAAUAGCAGCCAAGCAGUAUUCCUCUAGUCGUAUCUGUCUUACUACAAUGCGCACUUUCGCUCGUCGCUGUUCUUCGUGGGUGUGACGUCAUGGAAACUUUGCCUGGUUAUUUUCACGGUUUGGCUGAGGUUGCGUUGCCGCCUCAAUAAACAUAGUUAAAACAGUUCUGCGUAGAGACGUGUCUUCGAACUACUUCGUCAAGACCUUUGGCGUUGCUAAUUUUAUGAUGACCCUUACAACUGUAGUUGUGAGUUGCCUGAUUACUGAUGUAGAACUUACCAUUUUUGAUGUCUUUCUGUGCACUAAUAGCGAUGGCAUGACAGGGUGAAACCCUAAUCGCAUUCAAGAUAUACUACUACUUAUAUUCUGUAAUCACGAGCUACCUCACCAAAAUACGUUGUGUUGAUUUCUAAGCUCCUCCUGCGGAUAUGGGAUAUUUUCAGUUCUCAAAAGUCAAAGUAUGCUUAGGAUACUAAGAACCUUUGUAGACAAUAUAUCUUUAAAGCAUCAAUGGCUGGAACUCGCACCGUAGCAUUGUCAUAGAUUUCAAUAUACUCUGUAGUUAAGGAAUACGUGGAUUUUGAUAAAGGAGGUUGAGCUAUCCAUAAGAACAAUGAAAUUACAUCAAUCCUUUUUACUAAUGUAAGUUUCCAUCUUCUCUAAGCUUGAAUUCUACGUGUACUUCAAAUGUAAGGAAAAAAUUAUCAGAAUCCAUGUUUGAUAUAGUAGAUGCACAACUCAAGAUCAUAGCUGGCUUCUUAGUUUGCACAGAUAUCGAACAAAUAUCUGCAUGUAUUGUAUAACAAUAUGCCAUUUCGUAAUGUAUUGGGGAUUACCCAGAGUAUAGCUUUGUAACAGUGGAUAUAUAUAUAUAUAUAUAUAUAUAUAUAUAUAUAUAUAUCUAUAUAUAUAUAUAUAUAUAACGUCUACGUGUAUUUGAAACAACAUAGAGGAGCCAUAUAUUUUAACGGGCUUUAUCUCGGCAUAGAAUAGAUGAGUAAGCUAAGCGCUAAAUAUCAGCAGCUUAUGCUUGUUUGUUGGACCUCUUCCGCGAGGCUUGUUUUCGAAGCAAUGGUUUAUGAUACAUUUCGUCUUUAAGUCAGAAAUAAAAGCUCUAGGAAUCUGUUGCUUUAUAAGUACAGUUCAGUACAGACCAGAUGGCACUUAUUGUACUUUUAAAGUGGGGGUGGACAUGUGUAGGAAAGCAUAUUAUACUUCCAUGUUUGCGUAAUUAGAUGUGCUUACAUAAGUAACGCUGUUUUGUUGGUUGAAACUCUUGUCUUUGCACAUUUCAUGUAGCAGUGCUGCACUCUUGUGUUGAUUCCUCUCCCCUUGUACAAAUUUAGUCUAGACUAGAUGUGAACUUAACCCCAUAAGUCCGGCUUCACAGUUCCAAUUACAGAAAUCCCGUUGAGAAUUACCAAAUUAUUUUUUCUAACAGACAAAUGAAUCAAGUUAAUUUAAAGAUACAAAGUUGGAACUUGACUGUAAAUGAGUUCGUUUUACCAAGUUUCUUGAGUACCUCUGAGGAGUAUCAGUGUAGCAGAUCACAUUAAAAUAUUGCCACAUCACGCGUCACGUAUUUGUGAAAAGGCGUUUCCGUUCAGAAUUAUUCAUAUAAUGUUGUUCAUAAGUCUUCACAUAGCUAAGUUGAUCAAAUAAAUGCAAUGAAGCAAGAGCUCACGUUUGACCUUCUCCCGCGGAGUGUAGUCUUGCUGAACCGGAAGUAGAUCGUUCAAAGACUUUAUAUACAAAUCUCGAGAAACGUGUCAGAAUCACCACCAAUAGGCGAUUAAGACGCUGGAAAUCGAAAUCAAUGAAGCAAAAUGGCCUUCCAUCUUCAGCUCCUUGAGAAGUAUUGAAAUCACUCCGAUUUCUUUUGUAGUUUUCACCUUGGCUUUUUCUUUUGAGUGUUAAGAAAGCCUCUUAAAUAAGAUGUCUAAAACUUGUGCUGAUUGAGAUAUCUCCAGAUAGAAGAUGUCGAGAAACGGAAAGAAAGGGUUCCUCUCGUCGUGAAGUCUUUCGCUCAAGUUACUCACUGUAAGAGAGACAUCUGCUAUGAAGAGCAUCCUGGAGGUCUCGCCAUUUCUCCCACACAAAUCAAAAACUGAUGUCUCAGUCCGUGAAUGAGUAUAUACGCCCUGAGUCAUUCAUAAUCCCUUUCAAAAUUUCUCUGCUGGUCUCAGUUCAGUAAAAGGCAGAUUCGUCAUUUUUCUUACUCACAGGGCAAUUAUUGUUCACGUAGCUUCAGUAAAACACAGACUUUGUUAGCGUUCCAGUGUCGCAUCAUUGUCAUUUUAAGCCAAAUAUUGCCAUUGCCAGCCUCAUUAUUAGUAUUAUCAUAUUUAUCAUUAUUAUGUAGUACAGCAUCCAUAGUGAUAAGAGAGGCAAUUCUGACAUUUGCUAUAUAUAUAUAUAUAUAUAUAUAGAUAUAUACUAUAUAUAUAUAUAUAUAUAUAUAUAUAUAUAUAUAUAUAUAUAUAUAUACAUAUAUAUAUAUAUGUAUAGAUAUAUAUAGAUAUUACUCUGCUACAAUAUUAGGGACUAUGGGGCCUCAUUGUGACCUCGUCUGUUGCAAGUUUCCGUAACGAUAUCUUUAUUUUCAUCUCUCUCUCAUUGUGGCACAGAGUCUGCAGAAGACGUCUGCAUACAAAAUCAAAAUAAUGUUCAAGAAAGUAAAGAGAAUAGUUAGAGAGUGGAAAGGGCGAAGCCAGCUCCCUGAGGAGCAUCAUCAAGCGCACUUCCAAGGCGUGAGCUGCUCGUUUCUUUUACAUCAUUUUCUUGUUUGACAACAAAUUAUAUUUUCCCAAAGAUUGAAGUCAUUUGCUACUAUAUAUAUGAUAUAUAAUAUGUAUACGUAUGCAAAAUGAACGUUUGUAUGUGUGAAUGUAUGUAUGUAUGUCUGUAUGUAUGUAUGUAUUUAUUUAUUGUCAAAUGUAAAUGAUCUUAGCAUUAAAGGCAUUCAUAAUUUUAAGCAAGAAUAUAUUAUCUUGAAAGUACUACAUUAGUAGCGUCACGGAGUCGCCAUAGUCAGAAAUUGUCUAGAAAGUCGCCGAUAGCGAGCGGAGGGAGGCAUUCUCGUCCCUUGCCACAAAUUCGGGGAAAUAUGUCAUACAGCCAUUGGCAUGUUUCCAGGGUGCUUGUGUAAAUUAUCAAUACGGUUUCAAAUUAACGCUAAAUGAAUAUACUAUAUACAUUACUGUAAGCAGUGUGUGUGCCAAAAACUGAUAAGUUAUCUGUUUCAGUAACAUAUCACCGUUAGGACAACUGAGAGUAACAAGUCCCACGUCCCUUCUUUCAAGACCUUCUUUCAGAUUAGCUCUUCGGAUCCAGACCCCUGCGUUUAGUCUAAUAAUAAAUAACUGUUCAGUAGUUGUGUUGUACUUUCACAUUUCAUUUCUUUUUCUGGUUGGCGCAAACCGAAGCCUUUUAUGAAGACUUUCGAACAGUUCGACCGUCUUCCUUCAGCCAUAAUGGAAGGCUUUGAGGAGAGUGCCAGUAAAGACAAGUGCUAUUGUGUUGUAUAGUUACCUGUGCGAAGAGAGAGACGAACUGGUUCGUCGAAAGUUAAUCUAUGGCUGGAAUUUAAAACUUUUUGUUUGUACAAAAAUGAUUUAACUGGUUUGGGUGAGUUUCGUCAAUACGGAUUAAGACAUUCAAAGAAAAGGGAUUACGAGGGAUAAAUGUUUCAUCUUUCGUUGACAUUUUCACAUUCAUUUCAAAAGAUCAGUAUGAAGGUGAUUCAUGUCUCUCAAGACAAGUGAAAUUAAAUAGAAAAAUAUUUAAUGACUAAUAUUUAAUAACUUGAAAUGGAGAUGACUAGCUGUUAAUGAUAAAUUUAAAUGUUUUUAUAUAAAAGACCUGUGGAGGAUACAUAUUGAUGGUUUUGAUAUUCUCUGUGGAUUUUAAGGGGAAACAGUUUAACUUUCGGAGAUUCCAGACACGUCAGAGCUGUGGCAAAUAUUUUCAAAUAAUUUUUUUUUUUCACAGUGUAACAAAGUGUCUAAUUCAUUGUAAUAGUUUGUUUGUGUUAUAACAGAUACCAGUUUGUAUAUUAAUGUCUGUGAAUAUCAAAGAAUAGUAUGUGCAUUUCUCCAGUAUAAAAAUAAACCAAAGGUAAAUUCGAUAUGCUUGCUGUCAAUGCAGAUUUUUUUAAAUAAAUUUUUGCCCCAAUGUUA